This is a messenger RNA of Phyllostomus discolor (pale spear-nosed bat), 2185 nucleotides long. It is a transcript of the gene RBBP4, whose product is annotated as RB binding protein 4, chromatin remodeling factor. NCBI's taxonomy places the organism in Eukaryota, Metazoa, Chordata, Mammalia, Chiroptera, Phyllostomidae. The record is from RefSeq and is a predicted model, not a curated record. Gene Ontology annotation, molecular function: histone binding. The transcript has 12 exons. Gene Ontology annotation, cellular component: NuRD complex; ESC/E(Z) complex; nucleus. Bases 276 to 1553 code for a protein of 425 amino acids. Gene Ontology annotation, biological process: regulation of gene expression.
CGCCCCGGGCCGUAUCGGGGCAGGAGCUGAGAGCGCGCCUCGGCUCCCGGGGAGCGACUCCCAGCGUCUGGAUAGGCUGUAGACGCCGAUUGCCCGCCCACUUCGCCGUUCGGGGUGCCUCGAUUGGCCGGUGUUGGCGCGAAGGUACGCUAGGCAGCCCUCACGCAGGGGCAGCAGGAAACAAUAGAGGCCGCGCGCGGAGAGCGAGCGCCUGUAGACUCCCCGCCCCUCCCGCAACGGUAGACCUCGGGAUACCCCCGACUUGCCUGCUCGCCAUGGCCGACAAGGAAGCAGCCUUUGAUGACGCAGUGGAGGAACGUGUGAUCAACGAAGAGUACAAAAUAUGGAAAAAGAACACCCCUUUUCUUUACGAUUUGGUGAUGACCCAUGCUCUGGAGUGGCCCAGCUUAACUGCACAGUGGCUUCCAGAUGUAACCAGACCAGAAGGGAAAGAUUUCAGCAUUCAUCGGCUUGUCCUGGGGACCCACACGUCGGAUGAGCAAAACCACCUUGUGAUAGCCAGUGUGCAGCUCCCUAAUGAUGAUGCUCAGUUUGAUGCUUCACACUACGACAGUGAGAAAGGAGAAUUUGGAGGCUUUGGUUCUGUUAGUGGAAAAAUUGAAAUAGAAAUCAAGAUCAACCAUGAAGGAGAAGUAAAUAGGGCACGUUAUAUGCCACAGAACCCCUGCAUCAUUGCAACAAAGACUCCGUCCAGCGAUGUUCUUGUUUUUGACUAUACAAAACAUCCUUCUAAACCAGAUCCUUGCGGAGAGUGCAACCCAGAUUUGCGUCUCCGUGGACAUCAGAAGGAAGGCUAUGGGCUUUCUUGGAACCCAAAUCUCAGUGGGCACUUACUUAGUGCUUCAGAUGACCAUACCAUCUGCCUGUGGGACAUCAGUGCUGUUCCAAAGGAAGGAAAGGUUGUGGAUGCGAAGACCAUCUUCACAGGGCAUACAGCAGUAGUGGAAGAUGUUUCCUGGCAUCUGCUUCAUGAGUCUCUGUUUGGGUCAGUUGCUGAUGAUCAGAAACUUAUGAUCUGGGAUACUCGUUCAAACAAUACUUCCAAACCAAGCCACUCAGUUGAUGCUCACACUGCUGAAGUGAACUGCCUUUCUUUCAAUCCUUACAGUGAGUUCAUUCUUGCCACAGGAUCAGCUGAUAAGACUGUUGCCUUGUGGGAUCUGAGAAAUCUGAAACUUAAAUUGCAUUCCUUUGAAUCACAUAAGGAUGAAAUAUUCCAGGUUCAGUGGUCGCCUCACAAUGAAACUAUUUUGGCUUCCAGUGGUACUGAUCGCAGACUGAAUGUCUGGGAUUUAAGUAAAAUUGGAGAGGAGCAGUCCCCAGAAGAUGCAGAAGAUGGGCCACCGGAGCUGUUGUUUAUUCACGGUGGUCACACUGCCAAGAUAUCUGAUUUCUCCUGGAAUCCCAAUGAACCCUGGGUGAUCUGUUCCGUGUCCGAAGACAAUAUCAUGCAAGUGUGGCAAAUGGCAGAGAACAUUUAUAAUGAUGAAGACCCCGAAGGAAGCGUGGAUCCAGAAGGACAGGGGUCUUAAAUACAUCUGCACUUCUUGUGAUUUUAGACUCCCCUUUUCCUUUCAACCCUGAUGAUACUGAUUUAACACUGGUUUUGAGACCCAGACUUUGUUCAGUUAUCCCUUUGCAUUAGGUACCAUCAACAAUGCUAUUAGCCCAAACUGAGGGUGUUUUCUAAAUGUUAACUGGGGCACUUGAUUCAGCAAAGCCACAGACUUAUAUUUAAAUUUUCUUCAGGAAUUUUCUAGUAACAAAAAUCUAAAGUAGCCACCGAAAGGGGAUUAUUGUGUGUGGUUAUUUUAUUUUUCUUCUAAUGCUGUAUCCCCAAGUUUUUCGGACUCAUUUAAGUAAAGGCUAGGGUAAGGAAGGAAUAGAGCCAAGUGAGAGGUGUCGAGCCGUGAAGCACGAGUACUGCAAGGUGUCGUUUUUAUUCAGGAAUUGGGGGGGGGGUUCGAGUCAUAAAUUGAUACUCUACAAUCUUCACGCCCGUUUUUCCAGGAUGCACAUUGCCCUCUGUAGGCCAGUCUCCUCUGAGUUUCUUCAGUUAAGUCAAAACUACACGUUCCUCUUUCCCCAUAUAUUUUUGCUUGUUAGUGUAUUCCUUGAGCAGUUUUCAUAUUAUUUCUUUCCUUUCUGUGAAAUGGUUUUUUUU